This is a messenger RNA of Vitis riparia (riverbank grape), 3484 nucleotides long. RefSeq names its product plasma membrane ATPase 4-like. Gene Ontology annotation, cellular component: plasma membrane. The record is from RefSeq and is a predicted model, not a curated record. NCBI's taxonomy places the organism in Eukaryota, Viridiplantae, Streptophyta, Magnoliopsida, Vitales, Vitaceae. Gene Ontology annotation, biological process: regulation of intracellular pH; proton export across plasma membrane. Bases 224 to 3088 code for a protein of 954 amino acids. Gene Ontology annotation, molecular function: ATP hydrolysis activity; ATP binding; P-type proton-exporting transporter activity. The transcript has 16 exons.
CAGAGAGCGAAGCAGCUGUUCAUACCACACAGAAUUUUUCUCUCCCUCUCUCUUUCUAUAUAUUUCAGUGUGGAUUGGACUUUUCUCUCAGCUUGUUUGGAGAAGGAAAUUACAAUUUAGGGUUUGAAGUUUGCGUAUAAAAAUAGGGCUCUACCCUCAUUCAACUCCUCAUCAUCCUGUCUCAUCUCUUUUCUCUCUCCGGGGGAUUCCGGCGCCUUAACAGAUGGCCGCCGAUAAGAGCAUCGGGCUGGAGGAGAUCAAGAACGAGUCCGUGGAUCUGGAGCGGAUUCCUAUAGAGGAAGUGUUUGAGCAGUUGAAAUGUAGCAGAGAAGGUCUAACAUCAGAUGAAGGAGCCAGCCGGCUUCAAAUUUUUGGACCAAACAAACUAGAAGAGAAAAAGGAGAGCAAAGUCCUCAAGUUUUUGGGGUUUAUGUGGAAUCCUCUGUCAUGGGUUAUGGAAGCCGCAGCUAUUAUGGCUAUUGCCUUAGCAAAUGGUGGUGGCCAGCCUCCAGAUUGGCAAGACUUUGUUGGUAUCAUUGUUUUACUGUUGAUCAACUCCACAAUCAGUUUUAUUGAAGAAAACAAUGCUGGUAAUGCAGCAGCAGCCCUAAUGGCUGGCCUUGCUCCCAAGACGAAGGUUCUUAGGGAUGGACGAUGGACUGAGCAGGAUGCAGCUAUUCUUGUUCCAGGAGACAUAAUUAGCAUUAAAUUGGGUGAUAUUGUCCCUGCUGAUGCCCGUCUUCUUGAGGGUGAUCCCCUUAAGAUUGAUCAAUCUGCUCUUACUGGAGAAUCCCUCCCUGUCACCAAGAAUCCUUCGGAUGAAGUAUUUUCUGGUUCAACUUGUAAACAGGGUGAAAUAGAUGCAGUUGUAAUUGCGACAGGGGUGCACACCUUCUUUGGUAAGGCUGCUCAUCUGGUGGACAGCACCAACCAAGUUGGGCACUUCCAGAAGGUUCUCACUGCCAUUGGUAAUUUCUGCAUUUGCUCUAUUGCUGUUGGAAUGAUUAUCGAGAUCAUUGUCAUGUACCCAAUACAGCACCGCAAGUACAGGGAUGGAAUUGACAACUUGCUGGUUCUCUUGAUUGGAGGAAUUCCUAUUGCUAUGCCUACUGUUUUGUCUGUUACUAUGGCUAUUGGUUCCCACAGGCUCUCCCAGCAGGGUGCAAUCACUAAGAGAAUGACGGCCAUUGAGGAAAUGGCAGGCAUGGAUGUUCUCUGCAGUGACAAGACAGGAACACUGACCUUGAACAAGUUGACUGUUGACAGAAACCUUAUUGAAGUGUUUACAAAGGGUGUGGAGAAAGAACACGUGAUCCUGCUCGCAGCCAGGGCUUCUAGGAUUGAAAAUCAGGAUGCCAUUGAUGCUGCCAUUGUAGGAAUGCUUGCGGAUCCGAAAGAGGCACGGGCUGGAAUCAGAGAGGUUCAUUUCCUUCCAUUUAAUCCUGUAGACAAGAGGACUGCUCUAACAUACAUUGAUGCUGAUGGGACGUGGCACCGAGCUAGCAAAGGUGCCCCGGAGCAGAUACUAAACCUUUGCAACUGCAAGGAGGAUGUUAGAAAGAAGGUGCAUGGAGUGAUUGAUAAAUUUGCUGAACGAGGACUUCGAUCUUUAGCUGUUGCUAGACAGGAAGUACCUGAGAAAACAAAAGACGCUCCAGGAGCACCAUGGCAGUUUGUUGGUUUGUUGUCUUUGUUUGAUCCUCCCAGGCAUGAUAGUGCAGAAACCAUUCGAAGAGCUCUCAACCUCGGUGUCAAUGUCAAGAUGAUCACUGGUGACCAACUUGCCAUUGCCAAGGAAACUGGACGAAGGCUUGGAAUGGGGACAAACAUGUAUCCCUCUUCUUCAUUGCUUGGCCAAGACAAGGAUGCAUCCAUUGCAGCCCUCCCUGUGGACGAGUUGAUUGAGAAGGCCGACGGAUUUGCUGGAGUAUUUCCUGAACACAAAUAUGAAAUUGUAAAGAAGUUGCAAGAGAGAAAGCACAUCUGUGGAAUGACAGGAGAUGGUGUCAAUGAUGCCCCCGCUCUGAAGAAGGCAGAUAUUGGAAUUGCUGUUGCUGAUGCUACUGAUGCCGCCAGAGGUGCUUCUGACAUUGUCCUCACUGAACCUGGGCUCAGUGUCAUUAUAAGCGCAGUGCUGACCAGUAGGGCUAUCUUUCAAAGGAUGAAGAACUACACUAUUUAUGCAGUUUCUAUCACCAUCCGUAUUGUGUUUGGUUUCUUGUUUAUUGCUCUCAUAUGGAAGUUUGACUUUGCCCCCUUCAUGGUUCUUAUUAUUGCCAUCUUAAACGAUGGAACAAUCAUGACAAUCUCAAAGGAUCGAGUGAAGCCAUCACCACAGCCAGACAGCUGGAAACUGAAAGAAAUCUUUGCAACUGGGAUUGUGCUUGGAGGUUACUUGGCCCUAAUGACUGUUGUAUUCUUCUGGGUCAUGAAAGAUACCGACUUCUUUCCGGACAAGUUUGGUGUAAAAUCAAUAAGAUAUAGUGAAAAUGAAAUGAUGGCAGCCUUAUACCUACAAGUGAGUAUUGUGAGUCAGGCCCUCAUUUUCGUGACAAGGUCUCGAAGCUGGUCCUAUAUUGAACGCCCUGGGCUUCUCUUACUCGGUGCUUUCAUUGCAGCUCAGCUGGUUGCAACUGUGAUAUCCGUGUAUGCCAACUGGGGUUUCGCAAGGAUUAAGGGAACCGGCUGGGGUUGGGCUGGAGUCAUCUGGCUGUACAGCGUUGUUACCUAUAUUCCCCUUGACAUUCUGAAAUUUGCUAUUCGAUACAUUCUGAGUGGGAAAGCUUGGGAUAAUCUUCUGGAAAAUAAGACUGCCUUCACUACUAAGAAAGACUAUGGAAAAGAAGAGAGGGAAGCACAAUGGGCUGCUGCACAAAGGACAUUACAUGGUCUUCAACCACCUGAAACCAGCAACAUUUUCUCUGACAAGAGCGGUUACAGGGAGCUUUCCGAGAUUGCAGAGCAAGCCAAACGGCGGGCUGAGGUUGCUAGGCUUCGAGAGCUGAAUACACUGAAGGGGCACAUGGAGUCGGUGGUGAAGCUGAAAGGAUUAGACAUUGAUACGAUUCAACAUCACUAUACAGUUUAAAGAGCAAGAGUCUUGAAAAAAGAAUAAUGAUGACCUUUUGUUCUUCUGCCCCCCCUCCUCCCUUCUCCCCAACCCGGAAAUAGAAAGAGAGGGAGAGAAACAAGAUGAUGAAGACAGACUUUUUUUUUUUUAAGUGGUGAAGUAUUUAUAUGUUUAGAUUAGGGAGUGAUAAAUUUGUUAGGUAGUUUUUAUUUUGUUUGUCGUCUAUUAUUUCCAAACUCCAUCUCAACGUCAAUGUUGUCCUUUGGAACCAAGUAUCACCCCCCACCCACCUACACAGAAGCUUCGUGCUCAUUUUUAUUCUUCUUUCUGAAUGACACCAACUACACAGAGGCUUCUGCUUCUUUUUCCGUUUUGCUUCUUUUCACCUAUUUUUUAAUAUAUGGCCCAUAAAUA